GAUCUAGCACAGCGGGGACACACUGCCAUUCCAAUGAAAGUUUUAGAUAAGACAUAUCUCUAUAAUGAGCUAUUAUGUUAAUAGACUAACAUUGGCAACAUCACUGGGCUCCCCCAGAUUCGCCGACGACCCGCAGUGACUGCUCCCAGUGAGAGGAAAACAUUGAGCGAGAUGAAUGAACUUCCCCCCCGCCUCCCUCUUCUCCGCAUGUGGUACAGAACACAGUCUGCUCUCCAAACAGUGAUAGUGAAGGAGAGCGAGGGAAACUUUGAAAACGUUUGUGUGUGUAAUGUUAGCUGUUGAUUUCUGAUAGCUUAAUUUCACCUUUGUUGAAUGUUUUUCACGUUUUGGCAAUGUUUCCCAUGCAAAUAAAGUAAUUGUGAACAGAGAGAAGGCCGUUUAAUUAAGGCGGAAAGGGCACAGACCUACCCAGUUCCCACUUUAGGAAGAGGAUUAGUGGAAUAAAAACGGCUCGCAUAAAGCUCCGUAAGGAAGAGUUUACACUUUCCGAAAGGAGGGGAGAGGGAGCGAAUAGGGAACCUAAAAGGGCUGUCCAACGUCAGCAUCAACAAUCUAUACCCGGGAAUUGAAGGAGUGAAUAGAGCAGAGGACAGUCGUUGUGGAUACUGCCGCCGCUCUGUUAAAAACAUUCCAGCAGCUCAAUCAUUCCUUUAUCGCGUUGCAGUUUUGCGUAAAACCGCAUUCCUUCUGACUGACACUAGCAUAUAGAGGGUUAGCUCACAGGUUGCAUAAGUCGUAUUAUUAUUGAACAAUACGGGAACAGUGAAAAGAACAGAGAAGGAUAAUAUCUGUAGAGAAGAGGCAACACUAGGUUACAGUUUUCUUUGUUGAGUUCCUCUGCAAAACUAAAGGCUAAAAGAUGUCUAAACCAAAUUACACAGGAACCUUUCACAUGGUGUCUCAAGAUAACUUCGAGAACUACCUCGCAGCUUUGGAGCCGAGUGAUGGAUCAUCAUGGCGCCUUAGCCUGUAAAUGACCCUGGACACAGACAGGGAUAUUAAUUUUGCCUUGCGGAAGAUAGUGUGUAUGUUGAAGCCCACUAAACAGAUAGUCCACGACCCGGCCACGGGCAGUAUGAAGAUCCGCACACUCACCACCUUUAAGGACUUUGAUAUGGAUUUCAAACUGGGUCAGGUCUUCACCGAGGACCUGGGACCUGUGGAUGGACGAGUCUGUCAGACCACAGUGGACUGGGAGGGUGAUAAGCUGGUGUGUGUUCAGAGAGGAGAGAAGGAGGGAAGAGGAUGGACACACUGGCUGGAGGGAGACAAGCUACACUUGGAGAUGAGAGUUGGAGAUGUGGUCGCCAGGCAACUCUUCAAGAAGGCCGACUGAAACCACUGGGAAGGAUCCCGUUCAUCAACUCAAUUUUCAUGAUUCUCAUUAGAAAAGUCUAGGACUUGGUAUAUAAGUGCCAAAGUUUUUAAAAAUAUGAUCAUCAUUGUUUUAAAACCAUUACUUAAUGGACAACAUUUAACAUUUAAGAUAUGUUUAAUUAGUGUGCUAUUUCACUGUGGGAAAGAUUGUCAAUGAUCCGUUUUGAAUGUUGUCAUGGUACAGUGCAGGUGAACUGUGUAAACAUUCCCAAUGUGUUUCCUCAUAUAUCACUACGAUAGUUCCCAAUGCCAUUGAAUGUUCCCUUUUGUGUUGAGUGUGGCUGUUCUGUGUCCAAAUAUACCACCUGAUGCUCCACACUACAAAUACAGAUGUUGCCUCUUUAUGGUA
This is a messenger RNA of Oncorhynchus tshawytscha (Chinook salmon), 1747 nucleotides long. RefSeq names its product retinol binding protein 1a, cellular (gene rbp5). The coding region runs from base 995 to 1357 and encodes 120 amino acids. The record is from RefSeq and is a predicted model, not a curated record. The transcript has 5 exons. Gene Ontology annotation, biological process: fatty acid transport. Gene Ontology annotation, cellular component: nucleus; cytosol. Gene Ontology annotation, molecular function: fatty acid binding. NCBI's taxonomy places the organism in Eukaryota, Metazoa, Chordata, Actinopteri, Salmoniformes, Salmonidae.